CAAAAAAAAAACAAAUAUAAAAUGAAGUAUUUAUAUUUGCUUUUGCUAACGCUGCCAUUGCUGACAUACUCGUAUCCAGCUGAAGCCGAGGAGAAGACCAUUUCACUGGAUGAUGUAACGGUGGACAGUGAUUUAGCGGCCAGUGAUAAAGACUCACAGUUACACAAACGAUCGGGGGGUGGCAGUGCGGAUUAUGCGCUGCAUGUAAAACAAGGAUUCCUAUCUAGUCUGGGUCAGGCCUCUGCUUCGAUAGCGUCGGGCAGUUCGGGCGGCAGCAGUGGUGGCGGUUAUGGUGGUGGCUAUAAGUCAUAUGGCGGUGAUGAACAUCAUGUAAGUGGAAAUUCUGUUGACUACAAUCCUUGGUCUUUGAAAAAAACUGUCUUGAAUACCAUAUUCCAAGCAGUCAAGGCCAUUACCGGUGGUGUAACCGCCCUUAAGGGUCAACUGAUUAAGGGCAGUGGUUAUGCCUUAAGUGCCAGUGGUCAAGUGGUGGCAGCCUCAGGUGAUAAAGUUACCGAUGUCGGCAAAUACAUUAUUAACUCGGCUCAGAGUAAAUUGCGUCCUAUACCUAGCGGAGGCGGUGGUGGUCAUCCUUUCGGUAAAUUUGCCUCAUUAUCUGGAGCUUCUUCCGGUGGCAGCAGUAGUUCAGGCGGUGGUAAACAUCCCUCUGGUCCAGUUGUACAUACAGAAAGCAUAACAUCAUACGAAAUUCCAAGUGGUCACUCUAGCUAUGGUCCACCAUCAAAGCCACCAUCGUUUAGCAGUGCCACACAUCAGUAUUUGCCACCAUCCGGUUCAGGUGGUUAUACUGGUGGUGGAGCCGGUUACGGUGGUGGACAUGUAGCAUUCGAAGCGCCAUCUAGCAAUUAUUUGCCAACAGCCUAUGGACCAGAUGCGACGAAUCCGAAUUUAAUAUCAUCGGAAUUUAAUAUUUAUGGGCGUCAUCAUAAAUUGUCAGACGAAGAAGCACGCAAAGCUGCCAUACAACUGCAGGAAAUUCUGAAUAUGUUGCCCAAUGGUAAAACCGAAUACACAGCCUCCAAAACUGUUACCCUAGACACCUCGAACUCGGGCGGCUAUAGUGGUAGUACUGGCUAUGGCACCGGUACUGGUGAAAGUGUAGAUUUAAAUUCGUAUGGUUUGCCAAAUGAUCUUGGUCCUUUAGAAUCUCUCUCACACACCGAACAAAUAACGGCAGCUUAUGGCGGCAAAAACUCUUACGAUUUGUAUCAUCAAAUGCAAAAGCAAAAACAAACACCGGAAGAAGUUUAUAUAGAAAAACAUCCCAACGAGGGUUACGACUAUAAACCCGCUUACAAGGAGGAAAAUCCCAAUAACUACAAAUAUAACAACUAUCAUGCCUCGGGUGGUUCUAAUAAAGAUUCUUUAAAAGAUAUAACACCCAUUAUAGCUGCCCUGGAAGUGGCUCAAAAGCAACAACCUGCCAAAACCCAAGUUUCAUAUGCCGUGGAAAAGAACGUCCAUAAAAUUCAGGCUCAUAACGGACCCGCCCAGUAUUUACCGCCUGCUGUACAAAAAACUAAAUAUAUUUACUACCAACCCACACCGGCCAAAUACGAAUAUCACAGCCAAUACAAUAGGCCGGCCUAUAAUGGGCCUUACAAAGUAAAACGUCAUACUAUGGAUGCGGCUCCAGCACGUCCCCAGCAUAAGAUAACGGUUUUUGCCGGUCAUCCAUUUCAAAAUCAUGAGACUCUGAUGUACAAUCCUAUGAUGGGUGAUUUUUGA
This is a messenger RNA of Calliphora vicina (urban bluebottle blowfly), 1749 nucleotides long. RefSeq names its product putative lysozyme-like protein. The record is from RefSeq and is a predicted model, not a curated record. Lineage: Eukaryota; Metazoa; Arthropoda; Insecta; Diptera; Calliphoridae. The coding region runs from base 22 to 1749 and encodes 575 amino acids. The transcript has 6 exons.